Messenger RNA from Talaromyces proteolyticus, 523 nucleotides. RefSeq lists its product as uncharacterized. The coding region runs from base 107 to 523 and encodes 138 amino acids. The record is from RefSeq and is a predicted model, not a curated record. The transcript has 2 exons. NCBI's taxonomy places the organism in Eukaryota, Fungi, Ascomycota, Eurotiomycetes, Eurotiales, Trichocomaceae.
CAUUCGUUAAGCAGCUUCACCAACAAACCUCAGUAUAUCCGCCUCGAAUUCUCAAUAAAGACUCAAUUUCUUAGUCUAUUCGUCCAACAAUCUACAGACCGCCAAAAUGAAGACCUCUAUUGUGGCUACAUUCAUCGGCCUUCUGGCUUCUAACGCCCUGGUUCAGGUGCAAGCCGCCAAUUGCCAAGGAUCGCACGGCGCCGCAUGGGGCGGUACCACCUGGGAGGCUAUCAACAAAGCCAUUGUACAGACAUGCAAUGCGCAACCGCGUAACGACGGUUACAAAACGGUUGAAGAAAUUGCUGGCUACGAUGUAGCAGCCGCUGAAGCUAAUGUCGGUUCGGGAGGAUCGCCCAACUGCUGGGCGGCUAUGUACCAAAUCAGGGACCAGUGCUUGGAUACCGGAACUGGACAUUAUGCGACACAGGGCUACUGGCAAUAUGGGGACGAGUACUACUUCUUGUGGGCCUGGGAUCAAGCUGAUUGCCAUCAUCAGCUUUCUGGCUACGACAACACUUGCUAG